AUGACGACAUACAGUACAGAAUCUGCCUUAGCAAAUAAUGCAGAAUCUGAGGGAAAUGAACCAUUAGCAUCGUCUAGUAACAAAGACGACGCGGCGAUUAGUGAAAGUAGUAAUGAAGCUGAAUCUAUUGCGAUGAAAACUCUCGAUAAUCUGGUUGAACAGCAACCGAAAAAUCCUUCACUUAUCGGUAAAAAGAUACAAAUUGCCACUGCUACCACUCCAAAUGGUUUGAAGCACAAUCAGUCAAGUAUGAAUGCAACUAAACAAGAAACAGUUAUCAGUGCUGAAACCAAAACUGCAACUGAAUCUGAUCGUAAGCUGAUCAAUCGAUAUACCAUUUUUGGCAUCCUUCUUUAUUAA
Molecule: messenger RNA, 360 nt
Organism: Thelazia callipaeda (thelaziosis nematode)
Lineage: Eukaryota; Metazoa; Nematoda; Chromadorea; Rhabditida; Thelaziidae
Source: the annotation of a GenBank genome assembly